Closterium sp. NIES-67 is the source of this 8422-nucleotide messenger RNA. NCBI's taxonomy places the organism in Eukaryota, Viridiplantae, Streptophyta, Zygnematophyceae, Desmidiales, Closteriaceae. The record is from the annotation of a GenBank genome assembly.
GCUCGCGCGGGGCGUCAGGUGGGGCGAACGGCGCGGUCAUCGAGGGGGCACUGUGUCUGGAGGCGCGGAGAAAUUGAGGCGCGCAUGUGACGGCCCUACGUCAGCUGACAGUUGCACGGACACUGGAACUAGCGGUUCCAUGGGGGCUGCGGGGCGGUUGACAUGACAAUCCCAGGGGAUACACUGCGCACAAACACAACUUCGAAUCAUCGAAUACGAGCUGCUUCAGUAUCGUCCACAUACACCAAAAUUACAUGGAGAAGACCUUUACAACGACCACUUUGGUAUACUUCCCAAGGCUUCCUGGGUUGGUUACACUAGCCGCAGCCAUCCAGGCUAAGUCCUAAUCUUUACUAACUACUUAAACUCCUUAAUACCGUUUUGUGCGUGAUCCCGCUCUGCGAGUAUGCGGAAGAAGGCGGACCCGCAGAGGGCGGCGGACACGGACUGCACCAUUGCCGCAGCGCCGAAAUGGCGGUACGUGCAGUGCAACAUCAAGGGGAUGCUGGCGAAGCGGGAGGAGCAGCGUGCGAACGUGUCAGCAGCUGCGGCGAAGAAGAAGCAGCCGGCGGGACGGAUGGGCCGCGACGACGUGCACGACGGGAUCUCGGGCGACAGUCGCAAGGCGUCGUCAAGCGAAAAGAACCAUAUUGUCUUGCGCAGCCGGCGCGUUCGCACGUCCGAGAGCAGCGAAAGCAGCGACCUGUUGGGUGGGCGCCUCUUGACCGGCAGCGAGCAGCCCGCGCCCGCGGGGGUGCUCCCCGCGGCAGCCGUGACUCGCAGCUCUGCCUCGGACGCCUCGCCGUGCGACAAGCGCCGGCAGUUGGCGGAGGAGGGCCUGAGCGUGUACAAGCGCCGCCGCAUGAGCUCGUUGCCUCCCGCGUCCCACCCGCUCGCCUCGCUGCCAGACAAUGCCGCUAGGGUUUGCUCCGUCGCUCUGCAUGGCGGGGAGCAGAGCGCGGGCAGCAUGGUGAGCGCAGUCGGCGCGGAAGCAAAGGCGGAGUCGAGCAGCGGAGAGAGGGACGCGGGUAGCAGAGAAACGAGUGCAGUUGUCGUCUUGUGCGAGCAAGGGGCGCAGGCGCAGGCGCAGGCGCAGGAACAGGUGGGGUUACAGGUAUGCGCGCAGGCAUGCGAUGGGCGGCCGGCAAGCGGGGAUUGCUUGGAGGCCGUUGAUCCGCGCGAUGGUCCCAAGGUGGUGGAGGUGGAGGUGGUGGGCGAGGUCAAGGUGGCGCUGCACCGCGUGCACGCGCUCCUGCCGCCGCCCGCGCUGCUGCCGCACCUGCCCUUGGCCUUUGAGAGCUCUCAAGAGCCCGCCGCCAUUGCGCUCGUGCGGCCGCGCAGCCCUGCUGUGUGCGUGGUGGAGGCGGGCGGGGGCGCGGAGGUGGCGGCCGUGGCGGUGCGUGCGGCGAGUCCAGUGGCGGGGCAUGCGGGCAGCCCGCACGACUCGAGCCACGAGAGGGCGGAGGGGGACUCGCUGGGGUGCGGCUCUGAGUGCGCCAUCUGCUUCCCCGCGCGCCUGGGGGGGGAAGCAGCGGCUGUGGUGCAGAGCUGUGAGGAGGACGCUGUUGAUAGACGUGGUGCUGACGACCUCGGUGGAGGCAAGGAUGGUGGAGAUAAGAAGAGCGAUGCCAAGGACGGCAGUGGUAAGAAGGGUGCUGAGAAACUCGGUGCUCGUAUUUCAGGGCCGGAUGGGGUCAUUCAACGGGUGGCACACUCGUGUGGCCAUGCGUCCACGUCCCUGCCCGCCUUGUCUCCCGUCGCUCCCUCCUCUUCCGCACCUGCCCACGCUGAUACCCACCCUGAAGCAGCAAAACCCGCAGGCGAGGCGGGCAGUACGUGCGAAGUGGGCAGUCCUUGGGAAAUACCGGGGGCGGGCGGGCGGCAGAAGGGCGAUGGCAGAGUGGAGGGUGGCGUGACGGGCGGGUUGGAGGGCGACUUGGCAGAGAUGCACGCGAGCCACGCGGCGGCGGAGGAGGAAAGGGAGGGUGGUGGGGACAUGGUGCUGGUGGCGGGCUGCGAGGUGGAUGCAGAUGAAGAAGCUGGUGAGAGGGAGGGAGGAGAAACGAGAGAGGGCGAAAAGAAGGUGGUGCAGAUGAGCAAAGGCGCUGAAACGGUCUCGAGCUCAGCAGAGGCGGCAGUUGAAGAGGUACAAGGGACCGGGCCUGCUCAGGUGCAGCAGAAAGUGGAGAAGUGGGAGGAGGGAGGGGAUAAGGGCGCAGCGGAUGAUGGCAGCAGAGGAACGACAGCUGCCUGCAGCGUUGGUGUGAAGGGCCAAGACGAGGUGAAGGUCAAGGCAGAGCAGUCAGAGGGUGAGGGUGCUGGUUUAUUGGAGGGGGAGAGCAGAGCAGUGAGAGGGAGUGUGAGUGAGGGAGGAGGGGCGGUGGCCAUGCAGACUGAUGACGUGGCGCUCGAUGACGUGGUGCUUGAUGAUCCCGAGGACGACCUGGCCUGCAGCAAACGCCGCCUCUUCCCAGACGCGCUCCCUCUGCUUGCUGUUGCGCCCUUGCCGCCUUCCCUGCCUCCUCUGCCUCCUCUGCCUCCUCUGCCUCCUCUGCCUCCUCUGGCUCCCGUUGCCCCUGUGCCCAUUGUGCCUCCUGCAGCAGCAGCAGCAGCAGCAGCAGCAGCAGCAGCAGCAGCAGCACGAGUGCAGGUGAAGUGUGAGGCGGGUGAGGGCGAGAAGGAGAGAGUGGGGCUUGCCGCUGUGACUUCUGGCGGUGCAGCCAGUGCUGCCAAGGCCGCUGCCCAUGCUCGGCUGGACAAGGGCGGCGAGCAACAGGUGCGGGGUGAGGGGGAAGGAGCAGCAGCAGCAGCAGCAGUAGCGGGGCAGAGCGACAAGAGUCGGUUGACCCCAAAGCGGCGGCGGCUGAUAGAGAGCUACGUGGACCGGCUGAUGGCUGACAUGCAGCGACCGCAAUGGACCGAGGUGCCGCUGGCCGGAGUGGAUCCAAGGGCUCUCAUCGGCCGGCUUUGCAAGGUGUACUGGCCGCUGGACGACAAGUGGUAUGCGGGGCUGGUGUACGCGUUUGACCUGCGCACGGGGCGGCACCAGGUGCGGUACGACGAGACGGAGAGCGAGUGGCUGCGCCUGCCGGCUGAGCGCAUCAAGCUGCACCUCCCCCGCAACGACCCCCUCCUCGCCCUCUGCUCCGCCCCCCACCCCUCUCCCCCUGCCGCUCAUGCUGCCGCUGCUGCUGCUGCUCCUGCUGCUGCUGCUGCCCCCCAAGUCGAGUCCUCUGGGAGGGAGGAGUGCAGCAGGGAUGGUGGUGGGCGAGUGUGUGGGAGAGAUGAGGAGCAGGGGAGGGAGGAGGAAGGGGAGGAUGAAAGGAGUGGUGAUGAGGGAGACGAGGACGAGGACGAGGAGGGCGGGGUGGAGGUGAGCGGGCGGGAGUUGGUGGAGCUGGCGGCGAGCAUGGCGCGCGACAUGGACCCCGCGCGCGCCGCGGUGCUGGCCGCCGCUGCCAUGCUCUCCUCCGCCGCUCGCAGUGCGCCCAGGGAGCUCAAGGGCCGGGAGGAAGGCGCUGCAGGGAAGGGGAAGGCGGAGGGGGCGGGGGAGGGCGCAGCACCGGGGGAGGGCGUAGGGGCGGGCUCGUCCGUGUGUGGCGUGGCGGGGUGGGCAGGAGGGCCGGUGGAGGAGCUGAGCCUGGGGAGGUUCGGCGCCAAGGAGCUGGUGUGGGCGCGCGUGAAGGGUCACCCUGCGUGGCCAGCCAUGGUGCUGGACCCCGCGGACUCGGUGCGAGUGGGGCUGCGUCACCCUGCGUGGCCAGCCAUGGUGCUGGACCCCGCGGACUCGGUGCGAGUGGGGCUGCGUGCGGUGAGGGAGGCGGGCCGGGCGGAGGCGUUGGUGCACUUCUUCGGGUCGUACGAGUGCAGCAUUGUGGCUGUCUCCGCCGUCUGCCCCUUCCUGCUCGGCCUCGCCAAGGGGCUGCACAACAAGAGCAAGGGCGCCUGCUUCAAAACCGCACUCGUGGAGGUUGAGAGGUUCCUGCUUGCGGAGGAGCUGCCGCCCAAAAUGGCGUUCCUGCACCCGUCGGGGUCGGAGGAGGGCAGCGAGGAGGAGUCGGGGAGCGAGGGAACGAGCGAGGAGGACAGUGAGGGGGGCAGCGAGGAGGGGAGCGAGCGGCACAGUGGGAGUGGGGACGGCAGCCAGAGCAACGGGGAGGAGGGAAGGGGGAAGGCAGAGGCGGAGGAAGAGUUGAGGCAGGGGCAGAUGGAGGUGCGAGCAGCAGGCAGUGGUGGCAGGGGAGGGGCGCAGGUGAAGGGGCGGUUAGCAGUGGUGGGAGAUGCGGUGAUGGAUGGGCGUGGCGUGAGCCAGUCAGAGGCGAGCUCGGGGGCGGCAGGGGGGCAAGAGGCGCCGGGUGAAGCGAAAGGGGGGAAGGCGAGGAGGAGCGAGGGGCAGGCAGCAGUCUCGGAUCCGGUGAUGGCAGCUGAAACCGCCACCACAGCCACGUCGCCGCCUUCCGUGCCCUUGCAGAUCGGCUCCCUCACACUGCUCUCCCUCGGGCGAGUGCUGCCGUGUGACCCAGGCUUCCACACGGCGCAGCACAUCUACCCCGUCGGCUACAAGGCCGUCCGCCCUUUCCCCUCUGCGCAAGACCCGCGGGUGGUGGUGAACCACAUUAUGGAGAUUCUCCAGCCGCAGCCACCGCCUCCUCCUGCCCCUCCUGCCUUACCUGCUGCAGCAUUAGCCGUGCCAUCGGACCCGUCACAGGGGGCAUGGCGGCGGCCGCAGCUGCGGCAGACACCGCAGCGCAUGCAGCAGCAGCAGCAGCCCAAGGCGAGCAGGAAGCAGCAGCAGAAGAAGCAGCCGCCUGGUGGCACAGGGGGUGCUGCUGGAAACACCCCAGUGCCUGGUGGACCAAUAUUCCGAGUCACCCCUGAUGGCUGUGCUCCGGUGGAAGGUCCGUCUCCCGGCGAGUGCUGGCGGGUCAUCCAGAGGCGGGUGGCGGAGGCCAAGCGCCUGCUGCUGCUGCACCUGCACCCGCCAGGCAGGGGCGCAGGGGGAGGGGCAGGGGGAGGGGCAAGGGGAGGGGCAGGGGGAGGGGCAGGGGGAGGAGCAGGGGGAGAGGCAGGGGGAGGGGCGGGGGAAGGGGCAGGGGGAGGAGCAGGGGGUGGUGGUGGGGCGGCGGAUGGCAAGGUGCGGGUAGAGGAGUGUGGCGAGGCAGAGAGGGGACGUGGUGAGGAGAGGAGAGGGGGGAGCGGAGCGCACAGAGAGGCAGAGGAGAGUGGCGAGAGGAGAGGGGGGAGCGGAGCGCACAGAGAGGCAGAGGCGGAAGCCAUGGUCGUAGAUGGGCAUGGUGGGGACGAGAGGGGUGAAGCAGCAGCAGGAGUCCGUGUGCAGCAAGCCCAGGGGAUGGGGCCAGCAGAGCCACUAACGUGGUGCUCCCCCCCUGUCCCCACAGCGCACCCCCUCGCCGCCUCCCCCUCAUCUGUGCUCCCACUCACCCCCUCCCCACUGCCGCCCCACCUGCAAACGCUGCCACCACAGGGCGCUGGGGCGGGGGCAGCGCAUGGCAGUGGUAGCCCGAGCUGUGGGGGGGAGUGUGGGGGGGUGGGUGGGGCGUGGGGCGGUAGUGGGGGCAGCUGUGGCAGCGGUGGCAGCAGGGGCAGCGGGCGGUGCGGGUCGUGGCUGCCGUCGCACCACGUGCGGUCAGGGGCUCAGAUGUUCGGCCUCACACACCCCAGAGUCGCUCAGCUCAUCCAGAGCCUGCCUGGCGCCAGCCAGUGCAAGCUGUUCACAGCGUGGUUGAACGCCCCUCGCCCCGCGCCCUCAGGGCACCCCACGGACCCCAGCAGGGGCGAGAGGGCGAAGCAGGGCUGCAUGCAGGCGAAGCAGGCGGACGUGGCGGCAGGGGGGGCAGGGAGCGGGGGGGCAGGGAGCGGGGGGGCAGGGGGGGCGGUGAAGGAGUCGCGGCUGCCGGCGGGGUUCAAGGCGGUGGAGUACCGGCAGGCUGCCAUGGACCGCUGCGACGUCUGCUGCCUCUCCGAGGAGUACGAGGACGACCAACUGCUGCAGUGCGACGGCUGCCGCAUCAUGGUGCACAUGGCGUGCUACGGCGUCAGACAGCCGCCAGACGGCGGGCUCUGGCUGUGCGACGUGUGCAGCAAGCACGAGCGCCAGGGCAAGCGGGACGCCAAGCCCCUCUGCUGCCUCUGCCCCGUGCAAGGGGGAGCGAUGAAGCGCACGGUGCAUGGGCUGUGGGCGCACAUGGCUUGCUCGCUCUGGAUCCCAGAGACGUCCUUUGUGAACAUCAAGCGCAUGGAGCCAGUCACUGGGUUCGACAACAUACCCAAGGCGCGGUGGCAGCUGCGGUGCUGUGUGUGCCGCAUCCCCUACGGCGCCUGCAUCCAGUGCGCCGCCGGGCAGUGCUACACCGCCUUCCACCCGCUCUGUGCCAAGCUCAAGGGCUACCCCAUGCUGACGUUGGACAUGAGUGAGGAGAGCAUGGAGCGCAGCAAGCUGCACGGCACCGUGGUGGGCUCUGUCGCCAUGAUCUGCUUCUGCCCGCGCCACCGCGGCCGCGCCAAGCCCCUCCACGCCACGCCCUCCCUCCCGCCCCACCCCUCCGCGCCCUCCCCCUCCCCUGACCCCAACGCUGCCACGUCCUCGCCUGCUGCCACCCCUCCCCCUCCCUCCACUGCCUCUGCAGCAGCCGCGUCGGGCGCUGCUGCCUCCCCUGGCCCCUGUGACCCGCGCCCCAAGGUGCUCCCCAUGGCACACCUGCUCCGUCACCCCUCCCCUGUCCCCUCUGCCACCGGUGCUGCAUUGGGCAAUGGGCAGGCGGAGAGGGGGAGGGAAGGGGUGGGGGGAAUGGGAGGGAAUGAGGGUGAGGGGGAUGGGGGCGGGGAAUGUGUGCGGGAGAAUGGGAGCGGUGGUAGUGCCAGGGCAGGCAAGGAGGGCGAAGGGGGGGGGGAUGAGGAUGGGAGUGGGAGUCGGAGUGGCAGUGAGAGCGGUUGGAGUGAGAGCAAUGGCAGUGGGGGCGGCAGCAGCGAGGGCGGGAGUGAGAUGGACAGCAGCAUGCGCGACGCAGCGGCCUGUAGCGUGCCGCUCAAUGACGGCGGGGGAGGAGAGCGAGUGCUCUGUGCUCGAACAGAGCCCUUUGAUGCGCGCAUCCGGCGUGGGCGCAGGGAGCCGGACGCGGUGGCGGCGUUUUUGGCAAAGCGGUCGUUUCUGGAGAACGUGCCCUUCGCCAUCUGCGGGCGGCGCGAGGAGCGGCGGCGCGUGCAGGGGCCGUCGGUGGUGGAGGUGGUGCGAGCGCACAUGGCAGAGGCGGCGCGGGAGAGAAGGGAGGAAGGGGCAGCAGGGGAGGAGGUGUGUCGGGAUGCGGAGAACGUGCGGGACGUGGGACCGGGGGGGGCGAGGGGCGGCAUGCAUGUGAGCAAGCUCAGGCGCCUGCUGCACUCGGGGCUGGUGGGCGGGGCGGAGGGGCAGGAGGGGCAGGCAGGGGGCGGGGAGGGUGAGGUGAGGUCCAUAUCGGACCGCUUCAGGCGGAUGAAGUCCACCCAGCAGCAGAGACUGGCGUUUGGCAAGUCCGCCAUCCACGGGUGGGGUGUGUUUGCCAAGAUGCCGCAUCGAGCUGGAGACAUGAUCAUAGAGUAUGGCGGAGAGGUGGUGCGCCCAGUGGUGGCAGACUUGAGGGAGCGACGCUGCUACGACUCACUCGUGGGCGCAGGCACGUACAUGUUCCGCAUCGACGGCAACCGCGUGGUCGAUGCGACCAGGGCGGGCACGAUAGCACACCUCAUCAACCACUCCUGCAAUCCCAACUGCUACUCGCGGGUGGUGCUGGCGAGUGCGGAGGAGCGCAUUGUCAUCUUCGCCCGGCGGGACAUCAGGGCGGGCGAGGAGCUCACCUACGACUACAGGUUUGACUCGCAGGACGAGCAGCUGGCGUGCAACUGCGGCAGCAGCGCGUGCCGGGGCGUGGUGAACAUUCUCAAGGAUGGCGAUGACGAUGCCGAUGGCGAUGUUGCCGUGUGGGCCCCACGCAGCGAGCUCGAGCCGUGGCGGCCGCAAGCACCGUCCCCCUAGAGCACAGCAUGGGCCCUGCAGGGUGUUUUUGAGAAUUCUCAAAAACGCCCCGCCCCCUCUCGUACUCGCCACGCCACGCCACACGACAUGCACUAUGGAAGCAGCAGUAGUGCCCGGUUUGACCACAUUCGUCCAAUAAUGCCAUCCACGUAUUUGGCCCCUCCAUCACGCAUCUGGAAGGUAACGGCACCGGCACGCACCCGUAAGAAGUUGAACUUGGGUAUCUUGAUACAAAUGUAUGUAAACCAAACCACCAUACCUGUUUCUAUGUAUUGUUCAAAACGGAGGGUAUGCCACAGGUUGACAUUUGUUGGGCUGAGAAAAGCCCUAGGAUCUUUUCAGAGACUAAGUCCCACUUGUAUGAAAUGCUUGAGUAGUGCAGCGGAAGUGUUG